AGUUCUUGUGUAAAACCAGCCCAUCUCGCGCGCGCACGAGCAAGCACGGUCCCUCUCGAAAUAUAUUGCCUUGCAUUGUAUUCUGUCUCCACUCGACCUUCCCCAUCUUCCGCAAUGGGAAGAAACCGACUCCAUCGAUCUUCCUAAUCCGAUCCUCGACUAUACCAGCAUCGAUCGCAUCCUCGCUCCACACCGUGUAACACCACGACAUCCACAAAGCAUCCCCUCGAUCAUGCAAACAAAACAGAAAAAGGAAUGGACUAUGAGAUGAACUCCGACACCAAAGGCUUAACAACAGGCAUAAUCCGCGAAGCCGAAGUCGACCAACUCAACCUCCGACUCGACGUCCUCUUAAACCCCGACGAUGAAGCCGCGAAAAUUCUGAUCAAUUACAGCGCUGCGAAUCCGCAUCUGACAGGCUGGACGGAAGAUGAAGAGAAUAAAUUGAAACGAAAAGUGGAUUUUCGUUUGAUGCCGAUUUUGUGUCUGAUUUAUGGGAUGCAUUAUUAUGAUAAAGCGAUGAUUUCGCAGGCGGCUUUGUUUGGGUUGCAGGAGGAUUUGGGGCUGAAUCGGGGGACGAGGUUUUCGAUGGCUUCGGCGAUUUUUUAUUUGGGGUUUAUGGCUGGUGCGUAUCCUGCGAUGUUUCUGGCUCAGAAGUAUCCCCUCGAACGGGUUGCGGCUGCCAUUGUCGUGUUGUGGGGAGCUUGCGUUCUGACUGCGCCGGCUUGCGUGUCCUAUAAGGGGCUGUAUACGCAGCGAUUCUUCCUGGGGUUUCUCGAAGCUGGAGUGUCGCCGAUGUGGAUGAUGAUUUGCGGUUCGUGGUACAAGAAGAACGAGCAGGCGUUGCGCAUCGGGAUCUGGUACUCGACAACGGGAUACGUCUCGAUCUUCUCGCCUUUAAUCAACUACGGCCUGGGUCAUAUCGAAGGUUCACUAUCCAAUUGGACGUACAUGUACUUCUUUGCUGGAGCUUGUACGAUUGUUCUCGGAAUUGCAACCUUAUUCGUGUUGCAACCAGAUCCCAUCCGUGCGACUUUCUUCUGCGACCGCGAGCGAUACAUUUUGAUUGCUCGUAUGCGAACAAACAAUUCCGGCAUUCGAAACCAGACCUGGAAAAAGGACCAAGUAAUCGAACUGCUCUGCGAUCUCAAAUUCUGGCUUGUCUUCUUCAUGGCGGCAUUCGGCAUGGUUAACAAUGGAGCCGUGUCGACAUUCAUGCCCGUGGUUGUUUCUGGAUGGGGAUAUUCUUCGCUGACUUCGCUACUGCUCACUAUGCCGGCGGCAGCGUAUGCGGGCACAUUGAUCUUGCUUUCGACCUAUUGCGCCAUGAAGUUCGACCAUAUCCGGACCUGGCUGAUCGUUGCGGCACAAUUCAUGACGACACUUUCCGCCAUCCUUUUGUGGCAGUUGCCGCGAGAUGCACAAGGUGGUCUGCUCUUUGCUUUGUAUAUUUUGCCCAGCACUGGUGCCACCUACGCUAUACUGAUGGGUCUCCAAAUCGCCAACACCGCGGGCUAUACCAAACGUGCCCUGGCGUCAUCAGGUAUCUACAUUGGAUACUGUCUCGGGAACUUUGUUGGACCGCUCGUGUUCCUGGAUCACGAGAAACCAAAGUAUUCCACUGGUUUCAUCAUCACCUUCGUCACAGCAGCAGCGACUGGCGUGAUGGGAGUGAUAUAUCGUCUCAUAUGCCAGCAUGAUAAUCGCAAACGAGACAGAGAAGGAGUGCAUGAAGGCUUUGAUCAUGCCUUUGAGGACCCAACAGAUAAAGUCAACAAACAAUUCCGAUAUAUCAUUUGAUCUUUUGUAGCAUCACGAUUUACGACCACAAUACCACCAAAUUUUGCUGUCACGGGACAGCUUUCUUCUGUCCAAAGGCUUGUCGUUCCAAGUCGCACGUGCUGCGGACGUCCUUGAUGAUGUUCGGCUGGGACAUCCCUGUCGUCGACACGCUGUGCAUUUUGU
Molecule: messenger RNA, 1965 nt
Organism: Cercospora beticola
Lineage: Eukaryota; Fungi; Ascomycota; Dothideomycetes; Mycosphaerellales; Mycosphaerellaceae
Biological process (GO): transmembrane transport
Cellular component (GO): membrane
Molecular function (GO): transmembrane transporter activity
Source: RefSeq, a predicted model, not a curated record